Penicillium lagena is the source of this 1506-nucleotide messenger RNA. RefSeq names its product cation diffusion facilitator family transporter. The record is from RefSeq and is a predicted model, not a curated record. NCBI's taxonomy places the organism in Eukaryota, Fungi, Ascomycota, Eurotiomycetes, Eurotiales, Aspergillaceae. Gene Ontology annotation, molecular function: monoatomic cation transmembrane transporter activity. Gene Ontology annotation, cellular component: membrane. The coding region runs from base 1 to 1506 and encodes 501 amino acids. The transcript is spliced from 4 exons. Gene Ontology annotation, biological process: monoatomic cation transport; transmembrane transport.
AUGGCUUCCUCUUCCUUUCUCCCGCUCGCCUCAUCACCAACCUCCCCUUUGCUCCUGCCGCACCGUCCGAGUCUAGACCCGGAGCACGAGCUGCUGUCGACGCGUGGGCAGCGCCUCCUGGGUUUAUUUCCCGCGCUGGGCCAGUCCGAGGCCCCCGUCCAGGAACGACCAACCUUUCUCCGACGGCGGGGGUCAUUGUUGGUUGGACACAGCAAUCCACGCUAUGAAUGGCAUCGAUACUAUACUCCGCCAGACGCGUUGAAGAAGAUGCGCAAGCCCAUACGCCAGUACUAUGAGCGCAACAACUCGUUGAUCUCGCAGUAUCUGUAUAUCGAUCGUCUACUGGACUCUUCCCUUCCACACCAUCUAAUUGCAGAAUACAACGGCGGUCACCAUCAUCAUGUCCAUGCUCCUGCAAAUGGUUCUUCACCGCCGACUGAAGCCCCGGAGGUAGCUUUACCCAAUCCCAAGACCUCCAGGAUCAAGCGCACGCCGCACAACCUCUAUCGAGUUCCAUCGGCCGAUGAAAUGGAGCCCUUGCUCUCGCCAACAGAGUCUGGCUGCGAGCAUGUCAUGCCCGACAUAGAGUCGCCUGGAAUCCAGUCACCCGAGGCGGAGGAACGCAUGAUCCAUCUUGCGAUCCGCGUCAAUUUCAUUGCCAACGUAAUUCUCUUGAUCUCCAAGAUCGCCAUUAUGGUCCUCACCAGCUCCAUGUCUGUCUUGGCUGGCCUGGUCGAUGGCGUGCUGGACUUCCUCAGCACAGUGCUCAUCUGGUUCACAGCCAUCAUGAUCCGUCAUCAGGACCGGAAUCAGUACCCGAUCACCAGGCGACGGCUGGAACCGUUGAGCGUGUUGAUUUUCAGCGUGAUUAUGGUCACCUCUUUCUUCCAGGUCGGGCUGUCCUCGCUGCAGAAGUUGAUGGGGGAUGAUCACCCUCUUGUCAAGCUCUCCCUCCCCUCCAUUGGACUCAUGGCCGGCACGGUGCUGAUCAAGCUCCUCUGCUGGAUCUGGUGCCGGCUGAUUCCGAGCCCCAGCGUGCAAGUCCUGGCGCAAGAUGCCAUGACAGAUGUCAUCUUCAAUACCUUCAGUAUCAUUUUCCCGUUAGUCGGUACCUUUGCCAAACUCUGGUUCCUGGACCCUCUAGGUGGUCUCCUUCUCUCGGUGUACAUCAUGUGGAACUGGGGCUCAACAGCCAGCGAGUAUAUCCAGCGACUGACGGGCGCAGCGGCUUCGGCGAAUGACCACAACAUUCUGCUGUAUAUGACGAUGCGGUUCUCGAGGGUGAUUCUAAAGAUUCAAGACCUAAAAGCCUACUAUGCAGGUGAUAAAUUAAACGUCGAAGUGGACUUGGUGGUAGAUGAGCGCAUCGCUCUCCGUGACAGUCACGACGUCGGCGAGAGCCUGCAAUACAUGCUCGAGAGCGUGCCGACGGUUGACCGGGCCUUUGUCCAUCUCGACUACGACCCCUGGAAUCUGCCCAGCCAUAUGAACCAGCUGGAUCGGUAA